Mercurialis annua (annual mercury) is the source of this 1394-nucleotide messenger RNA. Its product is annotated as zinc finger protein WIP6. The record is from RefSeq and is a predicted model, not a curated record. The transcript has 2 exons. Gene Ontology annotation, biological process: regulation of gene expression; anatomical structure development. Lineage: Eukaryota; Viridiplantae; Streptophyta; Magnoliopsida; Malpighiales; Euphorbiaceae. Gene Ontology annotation, molecular function: DNA-binding transcription factor activity. Gene Ontology annotation, cellular component: nucleus. Bases 233 to 1177 code for a protein of 314 amino acids.
AAUGUGUUGGUACGCUAUUCUAUGCAUCUUUUCUAUACUAUCCUCCUUCUUCAGCUUUGUCUCCUCCAUUCAUCCCAAAACACCUAAAACCUAACAAAAUUCUCCCCAAAAAACAAGUAUUAUCAGAUCAAAUUUCUUCACAACAAGGCCACAUUUUUCUUCUUAAUUGCACUUCUUGAUCCUCCUUCAACAACUUAUUAAACCCAAAAAUCAUAUUACAGUCUCCACCACCAUGCAAACUCCUUCAAUUACUUACAUAUCAUCCUCUAGUGGAAGUGUCUGUAUAGAAGCUGAUUGUCAAGAAGAUGAUGAACAUUCCCUCUUUCUUACGCUUGGACCUCCCGGCCAACACAAUAAUCUAUCGAGUACUAAACACCGCACGAAAAGCUAUCGAUCUGAGGAAAACCCUAAGUUUCAUGAGCAAAACCCUAAUAGUACUGAAAGUGGUGUAACCGUAGCUCUCCAUAUUGGUCUUCCGACUCCAACAACACCAGCCAUUGAAGCUGCUACUGCUCUCUCUAACCCUAACCCUAAUGAUCACUUUGGCUCUCUAGUUCAAGGACAGUACUGGAUUCCUUCUCCAGCUCAAAUCCUUGUCGGCCCUACCCAAUUCUCUUGCGCUGUCUGUAACAAAACAUUCAACAGAUUCAACAAUAUGCAGAUGCAUAUGUGGGGGCAUGGAUCACAAUAUCGAAAAGGGCCCGAAUCUUUAAGAGGAACAAAGCCAGCUUCUUCAAUGUUAAGAUUACCAUGUUAUUGCUGUGCUGAAGGAUGCAAGAACAACAUUGAACAUCCAAGAUCAAGGCCAUUGAAGGAUUUCAGAACUCUCCAAACUCAUUACAAGCGUAAACACGGCGCAAAGCCAUUCGGAUGCAGAAAAUGCGAUAAACCAUUCGCAGUGAGAGGAGAUUGGAGAACACAUGAGAAAAAUUGCGGUAAGCUUUGGUUUUGCAUUUGCGGUUCUGAUUUUAAGCACAAAAGGUCUCUUAAAGACCAUGUUCGUGCUUUCGGAGACGGACAUGCUCCACAUACGGUGGAAAUUUGUUCGAUUGAUGAAGAUGAAGACGAAGACGAUGAUGAUAAUGAUGAUUAUAAUGAUAAGGAUGAUGAUGAUAAUAAUGGAGUAAGUCAAGGUAAUAAGAGAAGUGGUCAUAGUCAUAGUCCAAUGUUCUAUUAAGAAGAAAAAAACAUAGUCUAAAAAUGGAAGUUAAAGUAGUGAUUGUGAUUAAGAAUUGGCAGUAACUAUUUUGGUGUUAGGUGUAUGUGGGAUGUGAGAGAUAAAGGAAGAGAGAAGAUGAAGACAAACAGAACAGAACAGUAUAGUGAAAGGCAAAAGUUCUAUAUAAUGCAUUCAAUGUUGGAAUUAAGUGCUCUACUUCAAUUAUCUAAUUUAA